AUGACCAGCUGGUCAAUCAAGGAGGAAGAUACGUUAAAAAGUCUCAUAGUAUAUGGAAUAACCAAGAUCAAUAUGGGGAUGAAGCUGGCUCUUGAAAAAACUGAGGUGAUAAUACUUUCUGGUGAUAAGAUGACUUCUGCUUGCGCGAAGCGUUGCAGAUCUGUCUUAGCGGUCGCGGCCAUUUUUGCUCUGGGAGUACUGAUAGCAAUUGUUUGGGUGCAAUUCGGACAGAGCGUCAGCAAACAUCGCUUACAUUCGAUCAAUGUAACCAGCUUGCAAAGCGCUCAGAGAAAAAGUGAUGGAACUAUGGUUGACCGGAAAGGAAAAGAUGGUAAAGAUGAAUGUGUUAAUGAGCAAGGACAUCGACUUAUGGCCUACAACUUCGAAUCGGACAGAAAUAUGUUCGGAUUUUAUUAUUAG
Messenger RNA from Acanthoscelides obtectus, 420 nucleotides. The record is from the annotation of a GenBank genome assembly. Lineage: Eukaryota; Metazoa; Arthropoda; Insecta; Coleoptera; Chrysomelidae.